CCUUGGCCCUCCAGUCUUGCAGCACCGGACGAGGAGCAACCGAUGGAGAUGGUCUGAUUUGCACGAACAACUUGCGCCCCUCAAAUUCAAGCUCACCCUCCCCGUCCCCGCUAUCACUCGAAACACUCUCCUUUUCAAUCGUGCUCAGAAAUCUAAGGCGGGCUCUGACGAAAUCGCAUCGUCGUGGGUGGAUUCGCUGGGGCCGUUAGGGGGCGCGGCUGGACAGAUGACGGCGAGCGGAGGGGGCGGGAACACAUGGGGGUGACACGUCGGACGGCGCCGGCGGUGGCGGUUCUGUAAGACAAGCGGGAGUGACGCCUCUCCGUGCCCCCCUCCGCGAGACCAGAAAGCAGAAGCGAACCCCGCUCCCGUGGCAGAAUGGAAUGGUGUGGCCAAUAGGCUCCGCUCCCGCAAGAAUUCCAGAACUGGGCCGGGGCCGGGCCCGCCCCCUUCCGUUGCUUGGCAGCAGCUUCCCUCCCCCCUUCCAGGACCCGAAGCCGGGACCAGGUUCUUCUUUCUCCCGUCCCUCCCCGCCUCGUCGAGGAGAUCCGUCCUGGUCGGAACCUCCGCUCCCUCCCCUUGCUCCCUGCUCCCAUUAGGAGGCCCCGUAGCGACUCCCUUCCUGGGCAAGGUCCCUGGUUGCUUGCUCCAGAAUCCCCCCCUUGGGCUUCCCUCCCUUCUCCCUCCACUGUCCAUUUGACCCCACUCCAGCCCUACUUGCUGCUUGCUCUCCUUUCUGCCCCCUCUCACCUGUUGAGGCGUCCCCCUCCUCCGCUCCUCGUGCCCCUUUCGCACAAUCAUCUCUGUCUCGGGGUUCCUCCCCCCACCCCACCCCACCCCACCCCGGUGCACUGGUGCCAUGCGCUUCUCUUUGGUCCUGUCGCUUCUGCGCCCUGUGGGGCCUGUAGUGGUUGGGGUGUCUCUCGGCUUCACGCUCAGCCUGCUUAGUGUGACCUGGGUAGAGGAGCCGUGUGGGCCCAGCCAGGGCAGCCUGCGAGAUGGGAGCAUGGAGCAGCAGCAGCAAGGGGGCCAGGGCAAUGCUGCCCGCAAGCCCAAUUCUGUGCCUGUGGGGCUGGGCACGGAGCCUGAACAGAACUGGGAGCCCCGCGUCCUGCCCUACAAGCCUCCCAACCCAGGCAAGGCUGCCAAGAAAACAAUCAGGACCCGAUACAUCAGCACGGAGCUGGGCAUGAGACAGCGCCUCUUUGUGGGUGUGCUGACCUCGAAGAACACGUUGCACACUCUGGCUGUGGCCGUGAACCGUACGCUGGGCCACCGGCUGGAACGCCUGGUCUACUUCACAGGCACACGGGGGCGCAAGGUGCCACAUGGCAUGCUGGUGGUGACACACGGGGAUGAGAGGCCCAUCUGGAACAUGUACCAGACCGUCAAGUACGUGCUGGACCAUUACGUGGCGGACUUCGACUGGGUUUUCCUGGUGCAGGAUGACACUUACACAGAGGCACACCGUGUGAACCGCUUAGCCUCUCACCUGAGCAUCGACACUCUGCUUUACAUGGGCCGGCCGGAGGAGUUCAUUGGCGGGGACACUCAAGGCCGCUAUUGCUACGGCGGCUUUGGCUACUUGCUUUCGCGGGCCCUGCUCCUGCGUUUGCAGCCUCACUUGGAAAGUUGCCGGAACGACAUCCUGAGCGCCCGGCCAGACGAGUGGCUGGGGCGUUGCAUCAUUGACUACACAGGAGUGGACUGCGUGGCAGAGCACGAGGGCCUGCAUUACCAGUACUUUGAGCUUGGAAAGAACACAGAUCCUGAGAAAGAGAGCGACCCACAAUUCAGUGCUGCAUUCACAGUGCAUCCUGUGCUGGACCCUGUGCAGAUGUACCGGCUGCACAGACACUUCGCCCGCGUGGAACUGGAACACACUUACCAGGAAAUCCAGCAGUUACAGCUAGAGAUCCAGAACACCAGCAGCCUGUCCGCAGAUGGCGACUUGAGUGCCACAUGGCCCAUUGGCAUUGCACCCCCUUUCCAGCCGAAGACGCGCUUUGAGGUGCUGCGCUGGGACUACUUUACUGAGGAGGCAGCCUUUGCCUGUGUGGAUGGCGCCCCCAAGUGCGAGCUUCGAGGAGCCGAUGCAGCCGACGUGGCGGAUGUAGUCGCCGCAGCCGUGGAAGAACUGAACCAUCGGUACCAGCCGGUGCUACACGUGCGCAAGCAGCAGCUGUUGAAUGGGUACCGCCGCUUUGACCCGACGCGAGGCAUGGAGUACACCCUGGACCUGCAGCUGGAGAUAGUGACCCAGAAGGGGCACAGCCGUUCCCUGGCCAAGCGUGUGCAUCUGCUGCGCCCCCUCAGCGAAGUGGAGAUCAUCCCUAUGCCCUACGUGACAGAGGCCAGCCGGGUCAACGUCAUCCUGCCACUGACAGCCCCAGAGCGGGAUUAUGCCGCGCGCUUCCUCGAGGUCUAUGCUGCAGCCGCCUUUGAGAAUGCCGAGAAUGCUGUGCUCACCUUCCUCUUCAUCUACGAUCCUUUUGAGGCUCAGCAGGUGGCUCAGAAUGAUGUCUUUGCGGCAGUGAAAGCACGCAUUGCAGAGUACGAGCGGCGCUACACACAAGUAAAGAUCCCCUGGAUCAGUGUCAAGACGGACGCACCUUCCCAGAUCAAAGUGAUGGACAUCAUCUCCAAGAAGCAUCCUGUGGACACGCUCUUCUUCGUGGCGGGCGUGAGCACCGAGGUCACCACUGAGUUCCUCAACCGCUGCCGCAUGAACACCAUCAACAGCUGGCAGGUCUUCUUCCCGAUCCAUUUCCAGGGCUACAACCCCACCAUCGCCUUCCACAACCAGCCUUCACCUCUCUCUGGCUUGGACCUGGUGCGGGACGCUGGCCAUUUUGACCGGGAUGCUUUCAACGAAGCCUGCUUCUACAACGCUGACUACAUGGCAGCCCGCACCCGCAUGGCGGCCGACGCCCAGGACAACGAGGACAUCCUGGAGACCCUGGACAUCUACGACCUCUUUGUCAAGUAUUCCAACCUCCACGUCUUCCGUGCUGUGGAGCCUGCCCUCUUGCAGCACUACCGGCCACAUAGUUGCAACCCCCGGCUAAGCGAGGAGCAGUAUCACCGCUGUGUGCAGAGCAGUUUGGAGGGCCUGGGCUCCCGGGCCCAGCUGGCCAUGGUGCUCUUUGAGCAGGAACAGGGCAACAGCACAUGAGGGCCAGGCCAGGGGCCAGCCUGCCUUGCCAUCUCCCCUGCAUUCACUUCCUGUAGUGGUGAGCUGGAGAAGACUGCUUGGGCUUGGAGCCCAGGGUGCAGUUCUGACUAGCCGGACAGGCAUUGUGCUGGACAGAAGAUGGGAGUGGGGAUUGGGAGGUGUUGGUCCUGCUCCCUGUUUGGUCUUGCUCCACCCCCCUAGGUCGGGCCCAGGGCAGCUGCAAGUUUCAAGCAAGGGCAGGCAGGACCUGCCCUGGGGAUUUCCUGCCUUUGGUGGCUCAGCCCUCCAGCUCCUGCCCUGCGGGUGCCAGGGCUCUUCGAAGGGCUUCCUGUGUAAGUCGCAGGUGGGCUGGGUUGCUGGAUUUUGAGACAGAAGGGGAAGGAGAGAAAGCUGGUUCCUCAGGAACGUUGCUCAGUCCUAGGGCUGCAGAUUUGGUGCUAACUGAAUGGACCUUCUCGGUUUUGAUAUGAAAAAGCUCCUCUGUGGGCAGGAGGGCAGAGGGAUUCCUGCUGUCCUUGUUUGUCCUGUGACGCUCCCCAUGGAAACCAUGACCCAGGCUGCUUUGGCCUCAGAUUUAGUAUUAGGAGGGGAAAGAGCCCUCAGAUGUGAUGGGAGUAGGGAUUGAGAGGUGUAUUAGGAAGGGAAAGAGCACAGCCCCAGCAAGAGCUUUCAGUAGGAGAGCUGAGCUGCCCCUGCUGCCAGGCUGGAUCUGGCACAGUGGGGACAAACUGUAUCUCUGGCACUGCCUGCCACCUCUUCUGCCACCUGCUGGGCUGGAGGUGCAUGGACUUGACCUGUCUGGCUUCCAUGUGAGGAUGCCCUGAACUCUGCUGAAGAGUGUGUGGUGUUGGUCAGCCUGGCGCUGUGACCAGGGAGCAGGCAAGGUCCGGCAUGUGGGGAGGAGAUGGAGCUUGGCUCUCCAGUGGGUUUAUAUUUAACAUGGGGCUGGUGGGGUGGGGUGGUAACUAAAAUCUGUUCUACAUUUUAAUAAACUGGAAUGAAGUGCAAGGUGUCUGGUUAUGGUUUUUUCUGUGUUAGGUUCUAGACAUGCAUGGUGUGAUGAUGGGGAGGAUCAUGCAACAGAUGGGAGUUAUUUAUAUAUGGGAACUUACAGAAAGACCGUGUGGUCCCUGAAGACUAAAGAAGAGCAGUUACAUCUUUUGAAGAGGAUAAAAUAAGCAGCUAUGGAGUUUGGCAUUUAUAUAUGGGGAAAACAGGUUAAAAACCACCUGAUGCCUGCAAAUUUCGGUUAUCUAUUAGCAAGUCUGCCCUGAUUUUGUAAAGUGUUUGCAAAUAUUUAAUUCCUGAUGGGGGAGAGGUCAGUGGCAGAGUGUUGAUAGUCAAAAUAGCUGCUGUAAUGGAAGGUCAGCUUCAUUGAAGGGAACAGUGUUUGCAUAGGACCUGUGCGUGGUUGGCAGGAAAAGGAACGUGGAGACAGGAAAGCUAGAGAGCUGGGGUGGAGAGCUUGAGAAGAUGGAGAGAAGAGCGAUGGGGCAGGGACCUAUGAAGACAGGAGGACUGAAGGAGGAGGAUACAGAGGCAGAGGUGCUUGGGGAAAAUGUGGCAGACAGGUCCUAGGCCCGGAAGUGACUUUAUUGAGGAAGUUGGAUAGGAAGGAGGCCUGUGGACCAGGGAGCUAUCUGUGCAAGGAAACUAUGAAUGUGAAUUUCACAGAUAGGCUUGAAAGAACAGAUCUUCUGCCACCUAUCUUCUAUAACAUAUUUGUAAGAGGAAAAUGCAUGUUACAAAUAGUCAGCUUGGGUUUCAUGAAAGACAAGGGGCCCUUUCUCACGAUUAGUGAGAAGGGUCAGGAGGGCAUGUGGGGAGGGAGGCUAGAGAUGCUUACCUUCCCACAGAUGAUUGCAGCACUGUUGCUGGGUGUGUGGAUUGUGUACCCAGAUGAUCACCAGCUGCCCCAGGCGGGGCAGAGCGUUGGGGGCUGGGAUGCAUCAUCUUGGCCCCUGGACAUCCCAUAAUGCACUGUGCCAGUUUAAGUGUCACUAGAACUUUACCAAAUUUUGUCAGACUUGGUUCUCUCUUGCGCCUCAAGGAUUGUGUGCUCCAUCUUGAAUUGGGGCAGAUGACAUCACACAAAUUACACAGGUGUCCCAAAUUCUGUCCAAAUCAGUUAGGCAGUUCUCAGUUGUACCCACUUGCAAGUCAAAUGUUUGAGUCCACCAUCUUGAAUUGGGGUGGAUGACAGAAUCACAAACUCUGCUGUUGAGGUGUCUGUACAGCUGUUCCAAAUUUGGUUCAAAUCAUAGUCAACUAUUACAACCGCACCCCACAGCUAAAAUUCAAUUCAAAUAAAUAGGUGGUCAGUCUCUGGCUUCAUAGUGAUGAACCUGUGUGGGAAGGAAAUUCCAUAGUUUGACAGAUUGAGAGGUAGGGGUGUGUGUGUGUGUGUGUGUGUGUGUGUGUGUGUGUGUGUGUGUAAAAGACAUUCUUCGUUUGAAGCAGGCAUCAACUUCUCUUCCCUCAGUGUUCAGUGUAGAUCACAGCCAAUGUUUUGUUUUCUCUUGUUUUUGAAUUCUGAAGAUAUUGGGACAUAGAGAGUGCAGUUCAUAUAUUGGGCCAUUAGCAAGCCUUUUAACCUUGUCACAAAUGGCAUUCUCUUGUAUAAGUGUUUGGGAAAUGUGGACUGCAAAUAAAGAUAAGUGUGCAAUUGACUAAAAAUAUUGCAUGUUGAGACCUGCAAUAAAUUUAGAUUUGUGUGUGACCAAGACUUCCACAUAGCGGGUAUUGUCUUAUGAUAUUGGAAGAAAUAUGAGCGAAUGUACCAUUUAAUAAACAUAAACUACAACUCCUUA
Messenger RNA from Hemicordylus capensis (graceful crag lizard), 5985 nucleotides. RefSeq names its product chondroitin polymerizing factor (gene CHPF). Lineage: Eukaryota; Metazoa; Chordata; Lepidosauria; Squamata; Cordylidae. Gene Ontology annotation, cellular component: Golgi cisterna membrane. The transcript has 4 exons. Bases 860 to 3175 code for a protein of 771 amino acids. The record is from RefSeq and is a predicted model, not a curated record. Gene Ontology annotation, molecular function: glucuronosyl-N-acetylgalactosaminyl-proteoglycan 4-beta-N-acetylgalactosaminyltransferase activity.